Suillus fuscotomentosus is the source of this 1980-nucleotide messenger RNA. RefSeq lists its product as uncharacterized. Gene Ontology annotation, cellular component: alpha DNA polymerase:primase complex. The record is from RefSeq and is a predicted model, not a curated record. Gene Ontology annotation, biological process: DNA replication, synthesis of primer. NCBI's taxonomy places the organism in Eukaryota, Fungi, Basidiomycota, Agaricomycetes, Boletales, Suillaceae. Bases 1 to 1980 code for a protein of 659 amino acids. The transcript has 7 exons.
AUGGGAGAAAUAACCCGGUAUCGAAUCGUCGAAGAAAUGGAACGAGCUGAAGGCAGGCCACUCUUGAGGACAUCAUUCUGCAAUCCACGCCUAGAUGCCGAAGUAUCCAAGCACCGAAACCAUCUUCUCAAAGUACCAUUCUGUGUCUGCGUCCCCGUUGACCCGAACCGCGUGGAAAAUUUCGACCCCAAUGCAGUUCCCACAGUUAUGCAGCUCCUUCAAGAGCUUGACAAGGCAGGCGAGGGUGCAAACUGGGAGCAUACAAGUCUCAAGCCGUACGUCGACAUGCUAGACAGACACGUUAUGGGAAUUCUGGAUGAUGUCCGAAGGAGAGAACGGGCAAAAGCUGUGCUUCAACACACUUCUUCUGUUGUACUCGUACCUUCAUCAUCUAUGGCUGUGUCCAACAUCCCAUGCUUAGGUGUCGUCGUUGAAGGAAACCAUGACUGCGUCGUCAAUGAGCCAAUACUCCUCGUUACUUUCAUCGACGUUAUCAUACGCUCCCAGCUCGACGACAAGCAAAUGGACACUUGGAAGGCAGCCGGAACUCACGAUCACGUGAUCAUGUUCACUGAUGUCCAACCUUGGGACUCGACAUUGGCCGCCUAUCGCGACCAGGAAGCAUCCCCAACCACUAACGACACUCUUGAUUUUCAUCGCGAGAACCUUGGUUUUCCAUGGGCUGGCCAAUUUCCCCCCAACCUCCCUGAUCAGCACUAUCAGGCCUCAGGUCAGGGCAUACUAUACUCUCCCAUCCCAUAUCCCCCUCCUUACCUUCACGUUCAUGAAUCCAAGAUCCCGCCUGCAUUCGCUGAGGCAUGGGAGUCUCAUGAAGACGAUCUUACUCCAGGAGCUUUCCUUGAGGCAUGGCACCCCACAUUCUCUGAUCACCAUGAUCCCGUUGAUUCCAGUCACGGAUCGCCGAACUUGUCUCAACUUCCCGUGCCAUCGUCCAGCGCCACCUUACUCAACCAUCACUUACCCGCUAGAACUCCUGAGACAGCCAACGCGGACUCGGCCCAACCCCACGCACCGCUCGGUACCAUCUACUUACCACCUCCAUCGGAUAUCGUCGAUGACGAAAUACGUCAAUCUCACGCUCCCCUCAUGUCUGUUCGCCUCCGCAGGGCACGAUCCAGCGGGACAACUCGCUCAAGGACCUCGCGUAUGUCCAGACGGACAGGAAUAGAAAGGGGAGAAGCCGCAAGGCAACUCAACACUCAGCUUCUCACAACGACGCCCGUGCAACCGACUCUUAGUGUAGUACCGUUCAACACCACGUCAGUCGCGUCGCAGGCGAAAGACACGAUGAAAUCACUACUCUUACGGUCGUCCUUGUUUCCCGCAAAAGAUGACAUCGCCGCCAAGGCGACGACUGCAUGGACCACUACCGUCGAGAGCCAACCAGUUGAAUUCCGGGAUCUCGCAAGAAACGCUGCUGCUGCCGGAGAAAAGAAGCUCGUCAAUUUAGUUGAAAGUAUGCGUAACGAUUUGAAAGAAGUAGGACGACAUUUCGUAUAUUUCAAGUACGAUUUGGGCGGCGCCGUUUUGGCGACGGAGAUCCUCACGGCCGUUGAAGUCCGUGCGCAUCAAACCAUUGACCUCAUCACCGAUGAGAAGUUCCUCGACGUUACCGUUAACAUUAAUGGGGACUUCGUCACCGUCCCAUUCGGCAGCACCCCCGUUUUGCAGUUUAUCAUGUACAUCACCUACGACAGCAAAUUCGGGUACGAUCGAUACCUCGGGAAAGGCGUCCCCAUGACCCGCGACAAGUUGCGACCGCUGUUCUUGAUGACAGGCACUAUAUUCCGGUGGGCGCUGGGGGAGCGCUCCAGUGGCAUCUUUACUGCCAGCGAUUUUGUUGUGGAUGACUGGCAGGCAUAUCACACAGGUUUGGAGAAGCGCUUCGACAAUAUGAGCCUGGCGCAGCAGGGAGCGCUUGACAUAUUAAUUGCAAAGCACGUCGUCUGCCCGUACUAA